UGCUAAACCCUUGCGAAGAAAGCAUGAAAAAUGCUAGUCAAUCAAUGGCGAUUUUCAGAUCAAUCAUCAAAACCCUAAUUUCUCGAAAUCAAAACCUCAAUUCUUCUAGAACCUUCUUAACUCACUAUUCUUCGUCAACGAUUCCAUUAACGCCGUUACUUAAUUGCCGGCGUAGCCACUUUCUUUUCCGUCCAAAUUUCCUUUCUCCGUUAGCCUCAGCCGUUAAUUUCUGUCCACUUUUUCUGUCUUCACCGCCUUGUAAACUUUCACAAUCAGCCACUUCGUUACAUCUUCAAUCCGAUUUUAAAUUGCAAUUUCCUACAGUUAGUGGUCUUAGAUUGAAAUUUCCGUAUAAAUUGUGCUUCCAAUCGACACAUAGAUUGCAGCAAAAUGAUGAGAGAAAUGAAAAGCAAGAGGAGUGUCGGAUUGCUGGUGAAGUUAGGGAUAGUUUCGUCAAUUUGCCCAAUUUUAUUUCAUUCAGUAGAAUGAUAUCCGGUCCAUUUCUCGCCUGGAUGAUUAUACAUGAUAUGUAUCUUCCUGCAUUUGUUGGGCUAGCUGUUUCUGGGGCAACUGAUUGGCUAGAUGGGUACGUGGCGAGGAGGAUGGGAAUAAAUUCUGUUGUUGGUUCUUACCUUGAUCCUCUUGCUGACAAGGUUCUUAUUGCAUUUGUUGCUCUGGCAAUGGUAGAGAAGGGUCUUCUUCACUCUGGGCUUGUUUCCCUGGUUGUGCUGCGUGAUGUGGCCCUUGUUGGUGGUGCGGUAUAUAAAAGAGCUAGCAUUUUAGAGUGGAAGUGGUCAAGCUGGUAUGAAUUCUUCAACCUUGAUGGAGCCUGUCCUCAGAAGGUUGAGCCUCUUAUGAUAAGCAAGGUAAAUACAGUUUUGCAAUUGGCCCUUGUUGCUGCAGCUCUCCUUCAACCGGAUCUGGGUAAUGAGGAAACUCAAACAUAUAUUACUUACCUGAGCUGGUUAGUAGCCAUGACAACGGUAGGUUCAACUGCGGCCUAUGGAUCACAACACCUUAGGAGUGGAGCUACAUUUAAGAACAGACUCUAACUGGACGGACACUGAGUACUCACCAAAAGAAAUAUUGCCUGCUUUUUGACCAGACUUUUUUCUUUCCUUUUCUUUUUUCCCCAUGAGAUGUCAAAGUAAUGUCCUGUUGUAUAUCUGACAGGAGGGGAGGUUAUAGUUUUUGUUGUACACUUAUAGAUCCUCACUCAAUUCUUAGGGGACUGUCCUAUCAGGAAAUAAAAAGUUUUCCUCUAUCGUUUUACGUCUCUGCUGAUAUUGAAAGACUUAAUAAUAACAUGAUCCCGACAUCCUUGUGAUAUUUCCAUGGCA
Messenger RNA from Lycium ferocissimum, 1340 nucleotides. RefSeq names its product cardiolipin synthase (CMP-forming), mitochondrial. Bases 24 to 1052 code for a protein of 342 amino acids. Gene Ontology annotation, biological process: cardiolipin biosynthetic process. Gene Ontology annotation, molecular function: cardiolipin synthase activity. The transcript is spliced from 8 exons. The record is from RefSeq and is a predicted model, not a curated record. Gene Ontology annotation, cellular component: mitochondrion; membrane. NCBI's taxonomy places the organism in Eukaryota, Viridiplantae, Streptophyta, Magnoliopsida, Solanales, Solanaceae.